Messenger RNA from Jatropha curcas, 2172 nucleotides. Its product is annotated as Thiamine pyrophosphate dependent pyruvate decarboxylase family protein. Lineage: Eukaryota; Viridiplantae; Streptophyta; Magnoliopsida; Malpighiales; Euphorbiaceae. Gene Ontology annotation, molecular function: thiamine pyrophosphate binding; magnesium ion binding; catalytic activity. The record is from RefSeq and is a predicted model, not a curated record. Gene Ontology annotation, biological process: fatty acid alpha-oxidation. Gene Ontology annotation, cellular component: peroxisome.
CCACCACAAUAUGUAUAUGUACAGAGUCACACAACACGAGACUAUAACACGCAAAAUCAAAAUCGUUUAACCAUUUCCUUUAAUGGCGGACUCCAAUUCCCAAAUUGCCCCUCAAACCCCCAUCGACGGCAACGUUCUUGCCGCCAAAUCCUUCGCGCGAUGCGGUGUAACCCACAUGUUUGGAGUGGUGGGCAUUCCGGUGACUUCACUGGCUAACCGUGCUGUUUCUCUUGGAAUCCGUUUCUUGGCCUUCCAUAAUGAGCAGUCCGCUGGAUAUGCUGCCUCCGCCUAUGGUUACCUCACUGGCAAACCGGGUUUGCUUCUUACUGUCUCCGGUCCGGGUUGUGUCCAUGGGCUUGCUGGAUUGUCUAACGCCAUGGCUAAUACUUGGCCGAUGGUGAUGAUCUCUGGCUCUUGUGAUCAAAAUGACUUUGGUCGAGGAGAUUUUCAAGAGCUUGAUCAGAUAGAGGCAGUCAAACCUUUCUCGAAAUUAUCAGUAAAAGCUAAAAGUAUCAAGGAUAUACCUAAUUGUGUUGUUCAGGUUCUCGAUCGCGCUGUUUCGGGUCGGCCCGGUGGAUGCUAUUUGGAUCUUCCUUCAGAUGUUUUGCAUCAAACGGUAACGGAAUCUGAGGCGGAAAGUUUGUUAACUGCCGCCUUGAAUAGUUCUGAAUCGAGGUCGAUUGCAAAUGGGAGUGAGAUUGCAAGUUCAGAUAUUGAAGUAGCUGCCGAGUUGCUCAGAAAAGCAGAAAGGCCUCUAAUUGUGUUUGGAAAAGGAGCAGCCUAUGCGCGAGCAGAGAAUGAGCUGAAGAAGUUAGUGGAAAACACUGGAAUUCCAUUUUUGCCCACGCCAAUGGGUAAAGGGUUGUUGCCUGAUACCCAUGAUCUUGCUGCAAGUGCUGCAAGGUCACUUGCUAUUGGUAAAUGUGAUGUUGCUCUUGUUGUUGGUGCUAGACUUAAUUGGCUAUUGCAUUUUGGGGAGCCACCUAAGUGGUCUAAGGAUGUGAAGUUUAUAUUAGUGGAUGUUAGUAAGGAUGAAAUAGAACUAAGAAAACCACAUCUGGGUUUGGUAGGGGAUGCAAAAAAAGUGUUGGAAUUGAUAAACAAGGAGAUUAAGGAUGAUCCUUUUUGUUUGGGGAAUAAUCAUCCAUGGGUGGAGGCUGUUUCAAAGAAAGCUAAGGAGAAUGUGUCAAGAAUGGAGGCUCAGUUGGCAAAGGAUGUUGUGCCAUUUAAUUUCUUGACACCUAUGAGGAUUAUUAGAGAUGCUAUUUUAGGAGUGGGCAGCCCUGCUCCAGUAGUGGUUUCAGAGGGAGCUAAUACAAUGGAUGUUGGCAGAUCUGUGUUGGUACAGACAGAGCCUAGGACUAGGUUGGAUGCUGGGACUUGGGGGACAAUGGGGGUUGGGUUGGGUUAUUGCAUUGCUGCUGCUGUGGCUGAGCCUGAUCGGCUUGUUGUUGCAGUUGAAGGUGACUCUGGAUUUGGGUUUAGCGCCAUGGAAGUUGAGACAUUGGUUCGAUAUCAGUUGCCUGUAGUUGUAAUCGUCUUUAACAACGGUGGUGUAUAUGGUGGUGACCGGAGAAGCCCUGAAGAAAUAUCAGGGCCCUUUAAGGAUGACCCAGCACCCACUUCUUUUGUACCUGGUGCUGCAUAUCACAAACUCAUCGAAGCUUUUGGGGGCAAAGGUUAUCUUGUUGGGACACCUGAUGAACUCAAGUCUGCUCUUGAUGAGUCCUUUUCUGCAAGAAAGCCAACUGUAAUCAAUGUCACGAUUGAUCCUUAUGCUGGUGCAGAAAGCGGGAGGCUGCAGCACAAAAACUAGACUGCAUCUACCUCUGUUUAUAUCUGUCCAUCAUUUGCUGCGGCCGAGCUGCUGUUGUAACUGUAAGUGUUACUGCUUGCUGCAAACCCAGAUGUGCAUGUGUCGUCGAUUCAGAUGUUGUUAUUGCUUGCAUAUAUCGAAGUUGUUUCUCGUUAUUUAUCAUAGGUGAGCUAAAUUGAAUCUGUAUCAUCUUGUCACAAAAUCAUGAAAACAUAAAUAGUAGCAUGAUAAUACUGUGUUAGAAUUGGUGCUGGUGGAGGUAUGAGUUAUGUAAGGACAUGAUAAGCAUCAUAAGUUCAAAAAAUAUUUCUGUUGAUUGGAUUCAAUAAAGUGCUGAUUUCCUUUACCAAUAUCAA